AUGGAUCUGGCCUGGAGUAAGCGAAUAGAAAGCAUGAUCAUGAGAGGUAAUGAGAUUUACCUUCGCGAGAGGAGCAGGAUUUGGUAGCUCGUAAUGUUACACUAACGCUAAUGACCUACUGUUGCUUUGCUUUUCUUGUAUUGUAAUCAAGAUUUGUCAGAUCUCUUGGUCAUAGUGACAGAUACUUGCUCUUGGUAAAUACAGGUCCAUGUCCAAGCUUUAGAAUACUAAUCUGGUAGAGUUUUAGUAGUUUGUAUUGCAUAUUUGUUGGUGUCACAUCAGUGUGGAGCCUGCAAAUUCCUCGAAUAUAUGGAUUAUUUUAUACUUAUUACUACUUUUCUGGAGUUCAAUUUAAUUUGGUAUACUUACUACUACUUACUACUUAGGGUCGUUGUCCUUGAAUGUAUUCAACACUAAGGUUAGGUGAUGCUAACCUGCGAUUCAUCAUACUCCAGUAGUCUAGUGUAGUUAGGAGACGAGGCCGGGCCCCAAGACGGUCUUCUGUCAUGCAUCACUAGGAACCAUGUAUCCUGAAAAUUGUUGAUUUACUAUAAAUUUGAUGCACCUUUGUCAUUUUCAUGUUAAUUUUGAAGAAUAACUUGCCUUUCUUUUUUCAAGAUGUAGAUGACUGAAGUAACACCAAUGGCAUGUCCUAGCAUGUGUUUGCUUAUUAGCGCUGAUGCACAUGAUUACACAAAGUCACAAAACACAUUAGGAAGAGUAGACCAUAGGUGCAUGUAUUAUAUGUUCUAUGCUAAAUAGCAGCCUUAUACCUUGUAAGGAAACUUUUAAGUAACAGCCUGAGCCUAUGGAAAUUUGAAUGUGUAGUCGAAAGUUGGGACUUUUGAACUUUGAUGUCACCUCCUUCCUGGGACUUUCUUUAAACUCUAGCUCAAUCAGUAGCAUUUAUCAGAUUCUAACAACAUCAGGUCUCAGGACAUCAUGUCUUAGUGACUAAUACUGACCGAGCAAUUAAUGCAAAGGUACUGUUUUGUAUGUAUAAGCGCUGAUUUGUAUCAUUGCUGUUUCAUAUGCAUACGAUAGUCGUGUUCAAUUAAUGCAAAGGUGGAUAUUAUGUCAACAGAGAAAGUCGUGUUCAAUGUGCCCUCAAUGCUUUAGUAGUUUCCGCUGAUGAUUUUGCUUUCUUGCUAGUCAUGAUGCUUAACCUUUUAUUUGUUCUGACUGCACAAAAUAUAGGCUGGUAGCGGCGUCCGCCUGCGACGUGCUCGACGAGAAGCUUGAACUGCGAGUCCACACCAAGCCGGCCACGCCUACACCGCCGACCCGUUAGGAUGGAUGACCGUCAUUGGAUGUACACGGGCCGUCCAAGUCAGGCUACCAUGACCGAUGAAUGGAUUCGAAAGACCAAUGAUUUUUUGGAAGCCGCGUGGAGUCAGGCUGAAGGAUCGAGUUUCUUGUGGUGUCCGUGCAACAUAUGUGGAAAUAAGAAACGGAAAAUGAAGAAGGUUAUGGGCCAACAUCUUUGCAAGUAUGGAUUUACGCCGGACUAUACCCGGUGGAUCUUUCAUGGUGAAGGCCACCGUAUGAGGGACGAGGUCGUGAGGCAACGCAUCGAUGAUUGUGAUGCUGAUGGUGGGGUUGGAGACAUGUUACAUGACUAUCAUGAAGCACAUUUCGGUGAACGACUGCAGGAGGAGGAGCCAGAGGCAUCCGCAAAGGCGUAUUUCGAGAUGUUGGAGGCUGCACAGAAACCACUUCACGGUCAUACAAAGGUUUCUCAGCUGGAUGGCAUCGGACGACUAAUGGCCUUGAAGUCUCAGUUUAGCCUGAGCCGAGACGCCUUCGACAGUCUGUUGACCGUGUUUGGAAGCAUGCUUCCAGAAAAUCACAUUAUGCCAAAGUCAAUGUAUCAGGCACAGAAAAUUCUCGGUGCACUUAAGAUGCCAUAUGAGCAGAUACAUUCUUGUCCAAAUGGGUGUAUCUUAUUUAGGAAGGAGCAUGAGAAAGCUGCUUACUGUCCGAAAUGUAAAGCCUCUAGGUUCCUCGAAGUGGACUCUGGUGAUGGUCAGCCUAAGAAGCAGCUCACGAUUCCCGUGAAAAUCCUACGCUACCUUCCUUUCAUUCCGAGGAUCCAACGACUAUUCAUGACCGAGGAAUCCGCGCAACAGAUGACCUGGCACAAGAAAGGUGUUCGAUACAACCCUGACAAGAUGGUGCAUCCAUCCGAUGGUGAGUCAUGGAAGAAUUUUGAUAGGAUUCAUCGUGACAAGGCUAAUGAAGCUCGUAAUGUACGUAUUGCGCUUGCAACAGAUGGGUUCAAUCCUUAUGGGAUGGUGGCCGCCUCGUACUCAUGCUGGCCUGUGUUUGUUAUCCCUCUGAAUCUCCCUCCAGGGGUCCUAUUUCAACGACAGUCCAUAUUCGUGUCGUUGAUUAUUCCAGAGCACCCGGGGAAUAAAAUGAGUGUUUACAUGGAGCCUCUGAUUGAUGAUUUGGUCAAGGCAUGGGACGAAGGGGUGUGGACCUAUGAUCGAGCAACAAAGACAAAUUUUAGAAUGUAUGUUUGGUACCAAUUCUCCCUGCAUGACUUACCCGCGUAUGGCAUAUUCUGCGGCUGGUGUACUCACGGGAAGUUCCCAUGUCCAACAUGCAAGGCAGCUCUGCAGUUCAUCUGGUUGAGGAAGGGGGGUAAGUAUUCGUCGUUUGACAAACAUCGACAAUUCCUCCCCGCUGACCAUCCUUUUAGACAAGACGUUAAGAACUUCACGAAAGGUGUAAAAAUUACAGAAUUUGCACCGCCGAUCAUGACGGGUGCUGCGAUUCAUGCUCAGAUAGACGCUCUCCGAGUCAACGAUGGCGGUGGUUUUGUUGGGUACGGUGAGGAACAUGCUUGGACUCAGAAGUCUGGGCUGUGGAGGCUCCCUUAUAUUGAUGAUAUUCUGCUUCCACACAACAUUGAUGUGAUGCAUACUGAAAAGAAUUGGUGGGAGGCACUUUUUGGAACAGUCAUGGAUAUUUCUGAUAAGACAAAGGACAACCAUCCAACCCCUUGA
Messenger RNA from Panicum virgatum (switchgrass), 3011 nucleotides. RefSeq lists its product as uncharacterized. The record is from RefSeq and is a predicted model, not a curated record. NCBI's taxonomy places the organism in Eukaryota, Viridiplantae, Streptophyta, Magnoliopsida, Poales, Poaceae. The transcript has 3 exons. Bases 1293 to 3011 code for a protein of 572 amino acids.